UGCCACUACACACCACCAUCUCCAUCACUCAAUCGAUCUCACUUGAGCAGCCAUGGCCGUGAGCGACACCAAGCUGGCCGAUGCAGAGAACCCUGCGACCACAAAGUUCAGCGAUGACUCCGACGUGGACUUCGCGGGCCGCGCCAACUGGCUGCGGGCGGCGGUGCUGGGGGCCAACGACGGCCUGGUCUCCACGGCGUCGCUCAUGCUGGGCGUGAGCGCGGUGAAGCACGAUGUGCGGGCGAUGGUGGUGUCGGGGUUCGCGGGCCUGCUGGCCGGGGCGUGCAGCAUGGCCAUCGGGGAGUACGUCUCUGUCUGCUCCCAGCGGGAUGUGGAGCUCGCGCAGCUGGACCGCGACGGCAAGCGCGGAGGGGACGAGGAGAGGGCGCUGCCCAGCCCCGUCCAGGCUGCUGUGGCGUCCGCAUUCGCGUUCUCGGUCGGCGCCUUGCUGCCGCUGCUGGCGGCCGGGUUCAUCGUCGGGUAUAGGCAGCGGGUGGCCGUGGUGGUCGCCGUGGCGACCAUGGCGCUGGCGGCGUUUGGGUACGUCGGGGCAGUACUCGGACGGGCGCCGGUAGCCAGGUCGUGCGCGAGGGUUGUGAUGGGCGGGCUCGCCGCCAUGGGCGUCACUUUCGGCCUCGAUGAGGCUCUUCCGUGA
Lolium rigidum is the source of this 655-nucleotide messenger RNA. Its product is annotated as vacuolar iron transporter homolog 5-like. Gene Ontology annotation, molecular function: manganese ion transmembrane transporter activity; iron ion transmembrane transporter activity. The transcript has a single exon. Lineage: Eukaryota; Viridiplantae; Streptophyta; Magnoliopsida; Poales; Poaceae. Bases 53 to 655 code for a protein of 200 amino acids. Gene Ontology annotation, biological process: intracellular manganese ion homeostasis. Gene Ontology annotation, cellular component: membrane. The record is from RefSeq and is a predicted model, not a curated record.